Papaver somniferum (opium poppy) is the source of this 459-nucleotide messenger RNA. Its product is annotated as ankyrin repeat domain-containing protein 65-like. The coding region runs from base 1 to 459 and encodes 152 amino acids. Gene Ontology annotation, molecular function: protein binding. The record is from RefSeq and is a predicted model, not a curated record. NCBI's taxonomy places the organism in Eukaryota, Viridiplantae, Streptophyta, Magnoliopsida, Ranunculales, Papaveraceae. The transcript has 6 exons.
AUGUCAAAGCUGGAUCAGGAUUUAGGAGUUGAAUUGGAAAUUGUCGUUGUUAGGUUUGAGGGUGGAGUUGGAGGUGGUUGUGGUAUUAGAGUUGGAGGCGAUGUUGUUGGUGGUGGUGGACUUGGAGUUGGAGAGAUGCUGGUAGUGAAAUUGGAGCUGGAGGUGGUGGUGGGUGAAACUCCCCUGGCCUACGCAGCCGCGGAAGGGCACUUGGCCGCUGUGGAAUAUCUUCUUGAAAUGGGUGCCAAUCCUGAAAUACCAGAUGAUGAAAACAAAAGUCCUUUGCAUCAUGUCGCUACGAGAGGGCAAAAAGAUGGCAUACCCUUGUUGCUUUCAAAAGGUAUUAAUGUGGAUCUUACUGAUGAUUUUGGCUCACCGCUACACCAUGCUGCCAGUGCUGGCGAACACGAUACUGUUAAAGUUCUUCUGGAUCAUGGUGCCAAUAUUUUAGCUGCUUAA